AUGGAAGGCGAUCAAGGCACAUCAGAUUUCACUUUGGUAACGAGGAAGCCUUGCUUCGGUCUCCCAACAGCUUGCCCUAACUGCCUUCCCGCUUACAUAUACCUCAAACUAUCCCACCUUCCUUUUCAACUUGCCUUCAAUUCCACCUUCCCUGAUUCAGAAGAACUGCCAUACUUUGAAAGUGGGACAUAUGUUGCAUACAACAAUGAAGAUGGAGGGGUGAUUGAGAAACUGAAGAAAGAUGGGAUUGUCAAUCUUGACUCUCACCUCCACUCUCUUCCUGAUUAUCUAUCCUUGAAGGCUCUUAUUCUCUCAUGGUUGGAUGAAGCGCUUACCUACGAGAUAUGGGUUGGUACCGAGGGAAUAUCUGCUUCUAAGAUCUACUACUCAGAUCUUCCUUGGGUGAUCAGCAAAGUCCUCUUUUAUAAGCAGACUUACUUGGCUAAGAACCGUUUAGGACUCACCAAGGAAAACGCAGAGGGAAGAGAGAAACUGAUAUACAAGAGGGCAAGUGAGGCAUAUGAAGCUUUGUCGACUAGGUUAGGCGAACACAAGUUUCUCUUUGAGGACAGACCAUCGAGUUUGGAUGCUUUCUUUCUCUCUCACAUUCUUUUUACCAUCCAAGUAUUACCGGAAACAUCAGUGCUUCGGUGCAAACUUCUGGAACAUAGUAAUCUUGUGAGAUAUGCUGAGAAACUCAAGUCGGAGUUCCUCGAAGCGUCUUCCUCAUCUCCUUCCCCUCCGCUUCACUCAUUCCCUUCCUCAUUUUCAGGAAAGGGUUCAAAGCCAAAGAGCAAACCAAAGGCAGAAAAGAGCGAAGAGGAGAAAAAAUUCAAGAAGAGAGCAAGAUUCUUUCUCGCAGCUCAGUUUCUAGCCGUUGUUAUUUACUUAUCCGUGAUGGGAGGAGUUAGUUCCGAUGAUUUGGAGUAUGAGGAUGAAGAUUAGUAAAGCUAAAGCUUCUCUCUUUUUCUUAUUGGACCAGUAACUCUCAGGCAAAGUCUUUACCCUCUGAAAGAGAUUCUAUUGGCUUUUAUGUUGGUUUUAAGACACUGUAUGACCAGGUUGCCACAUCAGUGAUGAAAUUGGAAGAGACUCUUUGUUGUUAAUUCUCAAUAUCAACUGAACUAACUCUAUUUGUUUUACUUAUAAUACAAAUCUCA
Molecule: messenger RNA, 1160 nt
Organism: Eruca vesicaria subsp. sativa (arugula)
Lineage: Eukaryota; Viridiplantae; Streptophyta; Magnoliopsida; Brassicales; Brassicaceae
Source: the annotation of a GenBank genome assembly